Molecule: messenger RNA, 1035 nt
Organism: Myxocyprinus asiaticus (Chinese sucker)
Lineage: Eukaryota; Metazoa; Chordata; Actinopteri; Cypriniformes; Catostomidae
Product: 5-hydroxytryptamine receptor 5A-like
Exons: 2
Coding region: 1-1035 (344 amino acids)
Biological process (GO): adenylate cyclase-activating adrenergic receptor signaling pathway
Cellular component (GO): plasma membrane
Molecular function (GO): G protein-coupled serotonin receptor activity
Source: RefSeq, a predicted model, not a curated record
AUGGCUGAUGGCAAUCAGAACAGCUCCUUCAAUCAAAGCUCAGAAUAUGGAAAUGUCUACAGGCCGCAGACAGUUUUCAGUGUCUUGACCUUCACCCUGCUGGCCAUGCUUGUUGUAGCUACUUUUAUUUGGAACAUGCUUGUCCUAGUCAUAAUUCUCCGAGUAAGAAUAUUCCACCGUGUUCCCCACAAUUUGGUGGCCUCCAUGGCCAUAUCUGAUGUUAUGGUGGCUGCUCUGGUGAUGCCUCUCAGUCUGGUACAUGAGUUGAAUGGUCGGAUCUGGAAGCUGGGCCAAGCUCUCUGCCAAGUCUGGAUAUCUUUUGACGUCCUGUGCUGUACGGCCAGCAUUUGGAAUGUGACCGCAAUAGCCCUUGAUCGUUACUGGUCUAUAACACGCCACCUGGAGUACACCCUAAAGACCCGCAAGAAGAUCUCCAAUGUAAUGAUUGGCUUGACUUGGCUGCUUUCAUCUGUUAUUUCCCUCUCCCCACUGUUUGGCUGGGGUGAGACAUAUUUAGAAGAGGGCAUGGAGUGCAAGGUGAGCCAGGAGCCAUCUUACACCAUCUUUUCUACAUUUGGGGCCUUCUAUUUGCCUCUCUGCGUUGUGCUUUUUGUCUACUGGAAGAUAUACAAAGCUGCUAAGUUCCGUAUUGGAUCAAAGAAGACCAACAUCAUCACUCCAGUAGCAGAGGCUGGAGAGGUAAAAGAGGCAUGUAGGCAACAGCCUCAGAUGGUGUUCACUGUGCGCCAUGCCACCGUGACCUUCCAGACUGACAGUGAGACGUGGAGAGAGCAGAAAGAGAAGAGAGCAGCUCUGAUGGUGGGCAUUCUCAUUGGUGUGUUCGUCCUCUGCUGGAUCCCAUUUUUCCUCACCGAGCUCAUCACCCCUCUGUGCUCCUGCCACAUUCCGCCGAUAUGGAAGAGUGUCUUCCUCUGGCUGGGUUACUCCAACUCCUUCUUCAACCCGCUGAUUUAUACAGCCUUCAAUAAGAACUACAAUAAUGCUUUCAGGAACCUCUUCUCCCAACAGCAUUAA